Messenger RNA from Heterobilharzia americana, 3545 nucleotides. Lineage: Eukaryota; Metazoa; Platyhelminthes; Trematoda; Strigeidida; Schistosomatidae. The record is from the annotation of a GenBank genome assembly.
AUGAACUUAAGUUUAAUUACACCUGCCACAGCUGGAAUGAAAGUCGACCAAAUAGAGUUUCGUUUGAUGCAAAUGGUCAAGAUUGUUGUUACUAUAAGUUUGUUGUCAAUUCAAAUUAUUAACACUUCGAAGGAAGUACCAUUAAGCCUCAACUUGAAAAGACCAGUUAUAAUAUGUGGUCCAUCUGGAUGUGGUAAAAGCACAUGCAUUAGAACACUUAUCAAUAGAUAUCCAAAUCUCUUCCGCUACUGUGUAUCACAUACAACUCGACCUAGACGACCGGAUGAAAUUCACGGAAGAGAUUAUAACUUUAUUUCGAGUGAAGAAUUUCAAGAUGCUGUAAAUAAAGAUGAAUUCAUUGAGUAUGCAAUGUUUUCUGGCCAUUACUAUGGAACAAGUAAAGCUGAACUGAAAAAGCAGAAAUGGAGCAACGUAAGUUUUGCAAUACUUGAGAAGAGAUUAAGAUCUCGUUCUACAGAAAGUGAAGAUCGAAUACUUCAACGUUUAGCAGUUGCACACCAGGAAAUGCAGUAUGGAAUAUCUGAAGGAAAGUUUGAUGCUGUUAUUGUGAAUGACAGUGUAGACAAAAUGAUAAAAGAAGUAGUCGACGUAUUAAAACAGACAUAUUUGAGAUAGACUGAAUAAGAGUUAUUAAAUGACCAGCAGAUAUGCAAAACUUGACGUAAAAUAGCAGAUUGAAAACAGAAGAUGUUUUUCACAGGUGUCUGAAAGUAUCUCAAGUUUAUUCUGUUUAUUCGUAGUGCUGAACAGCUUUAUUUCCGUGACGAAAAUAAAUUUAUUAUGAAUCAUUUUAUUUUCAGAAAUAUGACUGACAGUAGUAUGGAAAAAUAUUCUCCUAUGCCCUUGGAAGACAGUUAUUUUUGCAGGGACAUCAUCUUCACUGGACAUAACUAAAACUUUUGAAGCAACCAGCCACUCAGAUUUAUCGGUUGGUGUAAACAGUAUCUCAGAAAUGACAGCCAGGUCUUUAAAUCUUUGAAGGAUACUGUAAGCAUUCACUUCAUAUUAUUAAACUUGUACUUAUGUGUUGGCUGCACUGUGUUGUCUCUACGCUUGCUCGUGUACAUCUGACAGAUACCGUUUUCUUCCUAUGCUAAUUUAAUAGUUCCAACAGUUUGGGGAGAAACUACGCACUGUGACAGAAUGUAAUUCCGUAUUAGGUUUGUUUAUUUAAUACAGCACACAGAUAUACUAUUGUUUACUCAUUAAGUAUGCUGCGUCAAAUAAUGAUUUGAAUGCUGACUCACCUAAUAAGUAUAUUCGGGAUAUAAUUGUAAGAUGCAUACUGAAUGUUCAGUUUUUAUUAACUAGUGAACUAGCAAUAUUGUUACCACUCCAUAUCCUACAUGCUGAAUAUUUCAUGGUUCUUUUAAAGUCGAGUAUCCUUCAGAUGAUUAUCAAUUCGCGGCAUACAGAUGAUACAGAAAACAUUUUGUCUCAUAAAAGUUAAGUAACUGAUUUAAAUAAGAUUCUCGAAAUAUUCAACGAUUUUCAUCUAGCGAUUAGUAUUACUUUGGAAGUCAAGUAGGAGUGUGAGCUUGACGUCUAGGUGAGUGACUGCCAGCAAGAAGAAAUAAGUCGAUUCAAAGAUCAAUACGCCACAAAAGUGAAUGGAGCAGGGAGUCUUUGAACUCCUACAAUUUUAUUCCCAUGAGUAGAAAAAAUCCGACCACCUCUUUGGCAAAGAAAAGUAACCAGAAUUUCACGAAAGAGACGUUCCAUAGAGAAAUUGAGUCUUUUUGAAUAAAAUCUGAUUCAGAAUGAAUACCCGACCUUAUUAAUUGCCAAAGGUAUGGGGAAAUAAGCCUGAGUUUUCCCAACUUAGUGCGGGUCAGAAUGUGACUCUGUCUGUAUCAGUUUUGAUUAGCUUGCUUUCAAAAGCAUCUCCGAAUCUUAACAUCUUCAUAUGUGUUCUCUUUCGUGAAAUAAUCAAAGAUUAGUUCCUUUUGUUAGCCACUUCUGUAUGUCUAUAUAAAUUUGUUUAUUCCUAUGAAGCUAAGUACGUAGGUUGCAGGAGAAUGGCAUUUUGAAAGCCUUCCCACUACCAUUCAUUUACACGGCUGUUAUGAAGAGAAAAACAAGUCAGUGGGCACUACCAUUUUGGAACACAUCGUUUAUCACUACAUCUGUACAGAAUUCUUUCGACAAGAUGAGACCAAGCCAUCCAAAGGACUAUGAUUACAUCUUUGCAAGAUAGAGGCCCCAGCUAUUUAAUGAUAAAAUACUGAACUCAGUAUAUUUAAAUGCUCGGUUACGUCUCUUUAGCUACCAUAACCGUAGCUGUAUACAUUUCUGAAUUCUUUCUAAUAAUUUUCUCAAACAAUCUACCUUCUUUUCCCUUGUUACACUUACACUCUAUUACUUCGAAUGUUUCUCAAUCCCAUGUGAAUAAAAUUCCUGUUUCAAAUCCUCGAUCAAGCAAAAGCCUGUGAGACUUUGUUUUCGAAGUGUAUUUCAUAUGCACUUUCUCCAGGAAUAACACAAAAUCGAAGAGAAUCACAAUAUGUGAAGCAUUCCGUUGGUAAUGAAAAUAAGUAGUUUUGUUGGAUGACUAGUUGCAGUGGGAUGUACAGUUGACACUAACUUCUAUUUGCUAUACUAUAUUCACAUCAUUUCUGAUUGUUCAGAAUCCAGAAAGCAGCUUAAAUAUCUUUCUUGUUUUGUGAAAACAGUCAACAUUCUCUGAUUAACUUAUAUACAGGAAUGAGUGAAGACCAGUGUCGAGAUUCAUGAAAUCCACACUUCUUACUGUUGGUUUUCUAAUACUUAACUUUAUCAGUCUUCGCUUGAAGUCAUAUAUUUUCAGUUUCUACUUGACAGAUAAACAAAUUGAAUUAUUUGAAGUUUGGGCGACUUCUGGAAAACUGUAACUUUCCAUCCGUUAUUUAUUUCCAGAGUGUCUGUCUGUUAGAAUCCUAUAAAAGGUUUAUUAAUCAUACUUCAUGGACAUAUGUUAUCUGAGUACCUGUUCUGCCUCCGGUUACAAUAUCCCAUUACAUCUAAUCCCAUCAAAAGUAAUUCCUAAAUGGGUUAUGCUAAGUGCUUUUAAUAAAAUUGCUAAUGUUUUAUUAUAGAAUCAAAUUUAACAAUAAUUUAUGGUAAAAAAAAAGUAAAGUUUAACUCAAUAAUUCAUUAGAUAUUCAUAAAAAGACUCACAAAGCAAAGUUUAGUUUUGAUUGUGACUCCGCUGUCCUAAAUAGACAAAAUUAAUAUCUGGAACUAUGAAAUCAAAGUUUAGCAUGUUCAAAACUGCUGUUAAUUAUCAUUGAUUAUUCACGCUUUAUUAUUAUCAGAUGAUUUUGUAGAGUAAAUCAGCAGUUCAAUAGAGAUUCUUCCAUUUCUGCACCUAAACAUUAUCAAUAAAAGUAGAUGCCCAAGUUGGUUGUUUUUCUGAGUUAUACAAAUCCCUUUUUUUGUGCUGUCAGAAUUAGCAGAACAUAGGCAUCGGCUGCACAGCUUUCUUAAAUUUUAAACGGAUGUGAUUCAGGCUAGUAAAAUGUUAGUUAUACAUGCAAAUUGUUAAC